CUAUCGCACCGGCCGCGGCGCGCGGACGCCCCGUUCGAUUUUCGAACGAAAGCCCGCGAACGGGAAGGCGGGAAACGUUUUGAAAUUGUUUAUGGUUUCCUAUUUUUAUUUUUAAAGCGUUUUGUUUUUAAAUUUUGUUGAUUGUUAAAAAAGUUUGUGUUAAGUAAUAAUUAAAUUUAAUGUUAAAUUUGCGUCCGAUCUUAGUGUUUUUAAGAUAAAACUCGUGCAAAAAUAACUAAUCAGUAAGGUCAGAGAUCUUCGCUGUUUCGUUCGGUCCGAUAACGGGUGCAAAUGUCUCAAAAGACAGAGUUGUUUGAAACUGCGAGCGAAGCACACGGUUACUGGAAAUAAGUAAACAAACAGUGAAUCAUUAAGCGGUUAUCAAUGCAGGAUGGCGUGUCAGGCCGCGAGUUGGAUUCCAAACGCGGUCGCGACAAUACUGCGUGCCGACAGCACCGCACAGCCAAUAAUCGCUUGGCUAACGACUAUACGCGAUUCUACGGAAGAAUACGACCCUUUAGUGACAGUGAAAACGGAUUUAUCGGACUCGGAAGACUCGGAUUCCACUACAACUACGACACCGGAUAGCGCGUUCGACGAAAUACUCUCGCAGUUAGGGAAAGAGAUUUAUAAAUUAGACGAAUAUCAGAAAAUCUUAGGACCAGAGGAACAGGAAGUGUCAUUAAGUAUUUUGAAUAUUUUUGAUGAGUGUCUGGAAGGAUUCGAAAACGGUUUUGAAGUGAAAGAAGUGGGGAACGGAUUUGAAGUGACUCCGGUACAAAUAAGUGCGCCGAGUGAAAACUGUCAUGUUACUGUGAAAGAAAACGGUGUGACCAAGGCCAAGGAAAACGGCGAGGAGUGCAGCGACUGUGAAUCGACUUUAUCUGACGUCUCUUUCGUUACUAGCACGCCGGCUAAGUGUGAGAAAGUGAAUGUUGUAAACAAAAUAUUUUACCAAGGUGAAGGCACGCCCGUCCCGCCGCCGCGGUCUAGGUUAAAGACGCCCUCGUCUAGUUCAUCUUGUUAUGACAAUAUGGAAUUGAAAACUAGUGUAAACAAUGGGGUGAAGCGAGAUAGCGACAGCGAUUCAGAGAGUACUUGUUGGAGUUAUAAAGAAUGCAGCGAAGCGGACGAUCCUAAGGACAGAUACGCGACAGUCUGGUCGCAGUCAACAGGUUUCCACAACUCCGAUGAGAUUUUACGAAGGGUGUUAUCGCAGAACCACGCGACGAUAUCGCGAUUGUCUUUCGAUACGGCCAGUGACUUCACGCCGACGCAAUACCCUGUGUACGCAUUGCACGAGGUGGGAGACAGGUGCGAGGCAGUCGCCGCCAUGACGCCGGACAAGCCUGACGACGGCGGCUAUGAGCCGGUGCGCGACGCGAUUACCACCGACGAGAACAUUUACGAGGAGAUCGAGUACGGAUACAGUUUUACGGACGAGGGCUGCUCUUGCGGCGGGAGUGUCGAGGUCGAGAGUUGUUCCAUCAGCACCAACUCCGAGGGAGUCGGUCGAGACAGUCCUGUGUACGCUAAUCUACAAGACAACGACGCCUAUGCGGUCACUGCAGACGUCCUUUACUGGAGGAACGUUUUGCUUCUGGACCCGUAUUACAACGAAGACGAAGAAGAUGAGUGGAUCAGCCCAGAGAAAUCAGUGGAGUAUUCCCGAGAGAUUCGACCGCCGUUGGUCAUACCUCGCAUCACACAGUACCGUGCCCCGAGGAGAGAUACUCGCACAGUCGCUUCGAACUAUGAGGAGUGCACCGAAUCGAAGCCAGUGACAGUGAAGUCGUCAGUGCGGCAGUAUGAACGCCUGCAGGAUUGGAACUUCGAGACGCGGCGGAUGGACGACCGGUACGCAGUCGCCGGCAGCCCGCCGUUCCAGAGGCUGCAUAAAAAGAUGAGCGGCUCCUCCGAGAAUCUCCUAGCCGCCCGACGGCCGGUCCACCUGCCGCUCCCCGCCUCCUCCGCCUCCUCGGGAGACAGCCUGGACGUGGAGGUGCGCGGCUCCGGACUCGGGCGCUCCAGGAAAGCCAAGAGCCUCGUGCCGGCUAAGCGCGGGCUGCGCUCCCCCGUGCCGGCCCCGAGGACCGUGCUGCCGGACGCGCACGUCGCUGAUGGGUUCACGGUGAUCCACGAAGGCCCGGUGAAGCGCACGAAGUACUUCGAGGGGGGUAAGAAGAGCAAGAAAAACUGGGUGGACUGCUACAUGAUACUUACGCCUUCGGCUCUGCUGAGCUACAAGGAUAUCAGGACGUAUCAGGCUUCAAAGAUGCUAAAGCCUCCAGGCACGCCACCGAGCCCGACCGCGCCGCGUCCGGACCUCAUCCUACCCCUCAAGAACGCACACGUCAUACAAUGCGUGCAGACACAGACUAGGAGGUACACGAAAUCAAUCGAGUUGACGGUCAGCCACGACCGCUUCCUCCUCCAGGAUGACAGUGAGGAAGGCGCCAAGCGGUGGCUCAGGGAGAUACAGAACGUCAUAUACAAACUUGGCCCACCCACCGAUGACAACCUGUCAAUGAUGAACCAAAGCAGCAACACGGACCUCGAGAGCCUGGGCCGCACGCCGCCCGCGUCCCGUCACUCUAACAGGAGCAAACAGAAAGCCGGUGGUAGCAGUAACGAAGAUCUCAGCGAUUGCACAGAGCCGCCAAACAAAAGCCACGUCAGGAGCAGACUUAAGAAGUUCUUCCUCAAACGCCCGUCCAUGGAGCAACUUGUCAAAAAAGGGAUCUACAAAGAUGAGCCUGUCUUCGGCCGCAAUCUCUCCGAAGUGGUGCCGGCGGACGCGAACCCCCGCGUGCCGCCCUUCGUCGUCGCUUGCAUCAAGGAGAUUGAGAGCAACGAGGAGAAUAUGUGCACAGACGGACUAUAUAGAGCUAGCGGGAACCUGAGUCAGGUUCAGAAGAUACGGCUGGAUAUCGACCAGAACAAGCUGUCGUCGAUCGAAGAGAACGCAGACAUCCACGUGCUGACGGGAUCGUUGAAGCUCUUCUUCAGAGAGCUGAAGGAGCCGCUUAUACCCUGCAACAUGUUCGACAGGGUGCUGGCAGCUUGCUCAAUAAAACCAAGAGAAGCGAAAAUCAAAGAGUUCCGCGACAUAGUGAACUCACUACCGCCGUGCAACCGCGACACACUGAAAUAUCUUCUGGAACAUUUAUUACGAGUAACAAAGUACAGCGAACGCAACCGGAUGCACACAGCCAACCUGGCCAUCGUCUUCGGUCCCACGCUACUCUGGGCCCCGGCUGAGCAGGCCCACAAUAUCGCCAUAGACUGCAUUCAGCAGAACAAUGUCGUCGACACACUUCUCACAGAGUUCAGCGAGAUCUUCGUCGAGGAAGGCAAGGCUAGGAGAAAAUCGUGACUCGGACUUUAUAGGAAACGAGUCUAAAGCCCCUUUUGAAUUUUAGAUCGGUGACCCAAAGAGUAUCUUUAGUGUUUCACAAGAGAUGCCCUAUUUUGCGUCAUUUGCUGCAGGAGUGGGCAGGUCUUUUGGGUCAAUCUCCAGAUUUGUAUCUGCGUCUAAACUUCGUUAAAUCGUGCUAAACGUAUUCAUGGAGUUUGAAGUUGAGCGCAGUUAUAUAAUUUGAAAACGAGCCUUUUAGGGAUUCGUCAUUCUGUCGGUAUCUAAAAUGAAAAAAAGUAAGGGCUUGAUGAUCAGUUUGAAAAAAAAAAAACUCUAGAUACUUUUUCUGAAGAAGUAAAUAGGCCCUCAUAGAAUGUAGGAUUUUGAGAAUCCUGCAAAAUCUAUGUGAUGGACUGAGGUGGGCUAUGACUUGUAAAAAGGUCAGCUUUAGGUCAACGUGCCAAAUGUUGAUGACCAAAGCUGAUCAGUGGCGUUAUGGCUAAUUUAUGAUAAUUUUACCUUUCAGUUUAUCGAUUAUUUGCCGUCCAAAGUAGACUGCCAAAAUUUUGUCAGAAUAUCAGUGAUUGAUUACAUCGAGUGGUAAAUACAAUAACUUUUUAUUGAAAUUAGGUUGCAUACAUAGUUAGUACACAUAGUGUACGUAGAUUUGGUCAUAAGUUAGUCAUAACGUCAAAAUUAUUUAUGAAAUUUCUCUAGUUGAUGUAUCAUAGUUUGGAUUAACAAUGUAACAUAUUUAAUGCAUGUAGAAAACUAUGUAGUCUAAACAUGUAUAUAGAUGUGAUAUAACUAUUUACUGAAAACUAGAAUUUUGCCUUGAUAAAUAACUAAAUGAUUGAUGAUAAAAUAGGCCUUGUUUAAAGUUCAUUGAAAUGAUUAGAAAAUUCAAUUGAUCUCCGCUUUUAAAUUUUAUUAUUUGAUAUAACAGGGAUAGCUAUUAAAAUCAAGGGGACAUAACGUCACUACUUUUAAAAAAACUUGUAUCUUCGUCUGUCAAUGAAAAGAAAAUUGUAGUAAGUAUGUAAGGAAUGCAUAUAGACUUACUGCGUUUUAACUUUGAAAUCUCGUAUCUCACGCUGCUCCGUGAGAUACGAGAUUUUUUCAAAGUAGUGACGAUAAGCUUCUAUCCUUUUUCAAGUAGACUGAAAAAAAGAAACGGAAUUUUAUAAGGCCUUGGAUGCACUUUCAAUAACAAUAC
Messenger RNA from Leguminivora glycinivorella, 4574 nucleotides. RefSeq lists its product as uncharacterized. Bases 392 to 3376 code for a protein of 994 amino acids. Lineage: Eukaryota; Metazoa; Arthropoda; Insecta; Lepidoptera; Tortricidae. Gene Ontology annotation, biological process: regulation of GTPase activity; signal transduction. The record is from RefSeq and is a predicted model, not a curated record. Gene Ontology annotation, cellular component: cytoplasm. The transcript is spliced from 13 exons.